Molecule: messenger RNA, 2257 nt
Organism: Contarinia nasturtii (swede midge)
Lineage: Eukaryota; Metazoa; Arthropoda; Insecta; Diptera; Cecidomyiidae
Exons: 2
Coding region: 361-2025 (554 amino acids)
Source: RefSeq, a predicted model, not a curated record
ACUAAUGUAUUCAUACAAAUUAUUUGUUCUGAUAUAAGGACUUUUUCCUAAUAUUUGAAAUUAGAAUUUAAUCUUUUUCAUAAUUCGAGUCGAUUAUUUUUUUAAUCGCAACUAUGUACCCGUAAGAAUUGAUUCUUUGCGACAUAACCAAAAAAGUGAUAAUGAUAAAGCGAUUAUAUAAAAGGCAUACAUCCGACACCACUAAUUCAUCAUUUAGAUUUCUCUGGCAACACAAAAGAAGUUAGCUCAACAUUAGGCAGUGAAAAAUUUGCAAAAGGAGUCUACAUAAAAAUCGCAUUUUUGUUAGUAUUGUUAAGUUUAUUUUGCAGUUUUGUGGAAAAAAGAAAAUAAUUUAUUAAAAUGGAUUUAGAAUACGUGCACAAAAUUAAAAAGGUGAAACUGGAGCUUGAAGAACAAGAAAACCCAAAUCCAGUUUAUCCACAACAGUCGCCGGUAAUUUUAGCAGGAGAUUCAGUAAUAAUGGACAGCCAAAUGAUUAAAACCCAAAAUCAACUAAAUGCUGGUGCUUGCCAAAUGGCCAGAACAGUUUUAAAUCCAAAUAGUCAAGGAAGUCUGAGAAGUACAUCAAGUCAAAGAAAUGAAGGAACUAUGAAUUCUACAUUAACGUCAAACAGCAUGAAAUUUACAUCAGUGCAAGGAACUUUGGCCACAUCGUCAUUAACAAAUGUCGCAAGUACAUCAACUCAAAAAAAUCUGUCGAUUAAAACAUCACAAGGAACAAUAAAAGCUACAUCCAGCCCAAAAUACAUGGCAAGUACCUCAUCGCAACAAAUUUUCGCCAAACCCGAAAAAAAAAGUGUAGCAUGUACAUCAAGUCAAAGAGAAGUGCCAAACAAACCAUAUGAACGAACUAUGAUCACUACAUUCAUCCCCAAAAGCUUGGCAAGUACAUCAUUGCAAGGACCAUUGGUCACAUCAAUAUCAACAAGUAUGGGAAAUAAAUCAACUAAAAUAAUGAUGCCAUGUUUGGUGCCUAUCACAUCAAAACCAGCAUCAACAAGUGUGGCAAGUACAUCAACUCAAAGAAAAGAGCCAAGUAAACCCAAUCAAAGAAGGAUGCCCGCUACGUCAAGUCCAAUGUGCAUGGCUGGUACAUCAACUCAAGAAAAUGUGGCAAAUAUAUCAUCGAAUAAUGUGAGCAUGGUAAAAAAAGCAGAACGGGUCCCAUUCAUUCCAUACGAUUGUGAUGCUCUCAAUGAGUGUGUGUCACACUUUCCAAAAGAUGAAAAUGGUGAUACGAUGCCAUUAUUGAAUCAGCCAAGGGCUGACAUGGAUUUCUUUUCAGAAAAGUUCGAUGAAUUGAAAUUAAAAAAUAAUCAAAAAGUAAGAAAGAUUCGAGCUGUUCAAGUUCCUGCAGAUUCCUUUAUUUCAAAUAAACGCAAUGAAUUGAAAAAAGCAGAACAUGCUAUGAACAACAUUACAACUGUUAGUAAUAACGACGAAGAUAAUGAGUUGAUGACUAAUGAAAACAUCUUGAAGAGUAUUUUGGCCCAAGAAGAUGAAACUGAAGAAAUUCCUCGAGAAGUUCUUGAAAAUUGUGAGAAGGCAAAAAGUCUUGACGCCGAUUUUCAACUACAAUAUGUAAAGAAGUUUUUGGCUGGAAACCCAAUAGAUACCAGCUAUCAUCCCACCAAAGUACGUGAAUACAUGGAAACAGGAGAAUACAUUUCUUCUGAAAGAUCCGAGGCGCGCAAGAAAAAUAUUCAAAAAUCAAGGGAAUCACACAUGAAAGACAAGAAACGCCGUAUAUUUUAUAAAGCCACUGUCGAGUAUUUAAGAGAAUCCAUCUCGAACACAAUUGCACAAUUUGUCACAAUGAAGAAAAUGCUUAACGGUGAAUAUAAUGGAAAAUUGCUGGAGUUAAUUGGCAAUUCCAAUAAUGAAAAUGGAUACGAACACGACUUUAUGGGUAAUAAUUCCGAUGGCACACAAUUUAGCAGUUAUCAACCGGUAACAAAUAUGGCUAAAAAACGUAAGAUUACAGAUAAUGGAGGAAAAUCAUGAUCGACCUCUCAAAAUUAACAGAUAUCUUCUAUAGAUAUGGACAGUUUAGAUUUAGAAUAUUACAGAAUGUCUUUGCAAGUUGUCAUCAAAUAAGAAUGACCAAUGAUUUUAUCUUUUUUACUCCCAAUUACAUAUUAUUUUAAAAAAAUCAUUUAUAUUUCAAGCAUUUUAUAAGCAGUUCUUGCGAGGCAUAUUUUUAAAUACAAGAUAAAGUUUUAUAUGUUAAAAAAAU